Messenger RNA from Eimeria necatrix, 1389 nucleotides. RefSeq lists its product as hypothetical. Bases 1 to 1389 code for a protein of 462 amino acids. The transcript has a single exon. The record is from RefSeq and is a predicted model, not a curated record. Lineage: Eukaryota; Apicomplexa; Conoidasida; Eucoccidiorida; Eimeriidae.
AUGGAAAGACUAGAUGCCAUUCUAUCUCGGAAAACGGGGCUAUGCUGCACCAUGUUCCCUACGGAAACGCUGGCUGUUGAGAAACUCGAACACCUAGUUGUGAAGGAGACACAAUCGGGAGAAAAAAGUAUCCGUUCUGCAUGCACAUCGACAUGCCGAGGACCGCCUUGUACUCACCCACGACACGCUAGUCACGCCGAAGGGAUUGAAAAGCUAGUAUACACAGAAGCAGCACCUCCCACUCAAAAUUGGCGUGCUUCACAGAACUCAUGCUGCCGAGGCGAAGUAGCCCCCAGCUGGUUGUAUUUCCGUGAAGGCACAGAAACUCGGCAGCAAGGUUUAAAAGCCAUGCGUUCCUCAGAACUUUCCGCCAUAAACAGAAAAGGACACAGGGAAAAGAGACUUUCGAGUAGCAAGUGUAUUGAGCUAAACUCUCGCAUUAAAGCAUAUUCUACACGACUCCCUCCCCAGCAACAGCAAGAGCAGGCUGCCCUUGGGAUGAUGCAAAGCACCGCCAGCAUACCGUCGGUAGGACUCAAUCCCUCUGAAGAGGCUUCGUCGUCGCUCGUGAGAAUGGAAGUUAGCGGGACUCAGGUACAAACGAAGUUGCAGCAGCCAGAAUGUAAGAUCUUCCAAAUGAGCUGUUUGUCUAAACUUUGCUCGGAGCGUAAGCAAGAAAGGAUAGAUGGAAAGACCGACUCCUCUUUUGUUGACACAACAGAAGGUAAAAUCCCAGUUGCGGAAAUAGUUACGUCGGGAUCUUCAACUCAUAGCACUGAGGCAUCGGCAUGUACUGCCUCCUACCAGCCUGGGCAGGGCGUUCUCGAGUACUCUUGUGCAUCAGCCACAGCUUCGACAUGCGGUGCAGUGAACCAACGCAGUUUCGGAGGCAGUAGAGCAUGGCAGUGGAGACCUGGCGUAACCACUUUGCAGGCCCAGUGCUCAAGUUUGCACGGUGCUUCUCUACGAAAGCGACAUAGCCCGGUUGGAUACAGCAACCAACAGAGCCCAGUGCAAAUCAUCUUGGUAGAUGGGCAACUGCCUCAACAGCAAGUGCCACAACAGUGGGCUGCACAGUGGCAACAAUGGCCACAGCGAUGGCAUUCGCCACAACACUUACCUUUUCAAGAGCUCGCAGUGAAGCACGUUCAAAUGCAGCGACAGGCUGCGGGAAUAGGAUGCAUCGGUUACCCUCAUAUUGUCUGCAUGCUUCCUCAAUAUAUGCCUAAAUCGUGGGUCUCAGUUGUCGUUCCCACGCCGCAUUUCUGGAGUCGUUGGGAAGGUGAAGGUCAACUCGAAGAGCUUUUUGCCGGACAACCAGGGGCGCUCCUUCCUACCGUUAAAAAGUCCGUUCAUGACGAAUGUACGCGACAUCCUUUUUACCCCUAA